Messenger RNA from Fusarium venenatum, 1023 nucleotides. The record is from RefSeq and is a predicted model, not a curated record. NCBI's taxonomy places the organism in Eukaryota, Fungi, Ascomycota, Sordariomycetes, Hypocreales, Nectriaceae.
AUGGUAAUGAACCGCAGGCAAGGUAUUCGUAUAAUCGAUCACGACGACUCGCAAAUCGAGCGCUUGAAUGAUUCUAAUGAGUCCACGUGCGGGAAUCAGGCUGUGCAGCAUCGGCUUGCUAAAUGGCGCAUCACUCUUCGCCAGCCUGCCAUUAUGUGUCUCUUCUUCCUAUGCGGCAUUGCUUUAGCUAUCGGCCACCAUGUUUUCUACCAGUCUAUGUGUCUUCCUUUAGCGUCUAUAGCACCCCCGGCAACGCUGUCGGUCGGACUUGACGAUAGUACAUCAACCAGAAAUAUCUCAAUUCCGGACUUCAACAGGACUGUCGAGUGGUUGCUAGAACGAAACACAAAUGGCACAGUUUACAAUUAUUUAAUCCCUACAUCUAACGCUCACUUAUAUGCGAAACGUGUUGCAUACAGAGGCAUUAUGUUGGCUCCCACUGCUCCCGCCCCGUACUCAACUUUCCAAUAUAGCUUCUACGGCCCAUCGGUGAAUUGUCGCCGUAGCACAAAAAGUGAAGACAGAGAGUUUGCAAUUGUUGCCGAGGAUUUAUUCAGGCCGAUUGCCGUAUACUCAAAUACAAAGAGGAACAAGGUCCAAGACCCUGGGUAUAUGAAACCAUCCUCUGGCGAAAACGGCGCAUAUUACUCCGUCUUCCGUGCCUUUCCAUCAACACUAGGCGGGAUAAUCAGCGGAAAGUAUGACGUCUCACAAGAAGAACUCCGCCAGGGCGGGAAUAACCCGGUGCUUGCGACCGGCCUGACAGCCUAUGUUUCGACGACUGAAGUACAUUAUCAAUACUCUCCCCGUCGCCUGGCCCUUUCUUACGCACUAGCUGCUUUCGCCACCCUCCUAUUUCUUUUAGCUGGAUUUUGGGCUAUUUAUUCGAAUGACGUUGUCCAUGAUAGCUCGUUCUCCAGUCUUCUAUACACAACAUGCAAUGCCGAAUUGGACACUGCAGUCAUCAACGCGGGACUGUCUCUGGGAGCUGAGACGAACGACGGUACACUAGAUGAUGUGUAA